Molecule: messenger RNA, 1698 nt
Organism: Didymella exigua CBS 183.55
Lineage: Eukaryota; Fungi; Ascomycota; Dothideomycetes; Pleosporales; Didymellaceae
Exons: 2
Coding region: 1-1698 (565 amino acids)
Source: RefSeq, a predicted model, not a curated record
AUGUCGCGCCUCUACGAUGACUAUGAGGAAGAUGAGUGGUAUCAUAGAGAUGUCUACAACGGCGCUCGCCAUGUUCCCAAACCACAGAUCCGCGAGCAUCUCGGCGGCCGGCGCAUCUCCGAGUACCUCAACCCAGAAGUCCACUAUACAAGUGGUCUCCACCGAACCAAGUCCACCGGUCACUCGCCGACCCCCAAUGUGACUAUCUACAAUACAACUCGCAUGGACAAUGAGAGCAACCCCAAUAUGCGCACUACUACCGAUCAACGAAGCCGCGAGGCCAGUGCUGACGGCCGUGGCCGCACUCGAAGAAUGCCCGGUGAAUGGGGGCUUGAUGACGAAGUCGAAGAGCUGAGGAUGCAGAUGCGACUGGCACGAUCUCGCUCCCGCGGAGAGCAUUAUCAUCAUCACGGCCACUCACCAGAUCGCACCUAUGACGAUAGGUUGAAGCUGUCUUUGGCCGAGCAGAAGCUGAGGGAAGCUGAGGCAAAGAUCGAGGCAGAGAGGCGCGAGGAGAUCAUAAAGAGGAAACUCGAGCUCAAGUACAUCAAGGAUCGACAAGAGCGCGAUGACGAGGAGGCUCGCAUCAAAUGCAUUGAAGAGAGGUUGCGUACGGAUUUGGACCUCAAACGGGAGCGAGAAGAGCGGGCACGUGAGCGUGCGCUUCGCGACGAAGCAGACAAGAGGGAGCGCAUUCUCGCUGACAGCAAAGCUAAGGCUGAAAAAGAGCUGAGAGAGAAGAAAGCGGAGAAGGACAGGAUCCUGGCUGAUCAUGAGAGAGAAGAGAGGGAUGCUGACGAGAAGCGAAAACGUCUGGUACAAGAGCAGAGAGAGAAAUUCGAAAAGGAGCAGCGCGAGCGUGAUGCACAAGCAAAGGCACAGGAAAAGGAGGCGGAGCGCAUCGUUGCAGAAGCGCAAGUCAAGCGUGAGGCCGCUGCAAAGAAAGCGAGGGAGGCUGAACAGGCCGCGGUAGAUGCCUACAAUAAAAGAAAAGCUGAAGAAGAGGCCAAAGCAAGAGCCGAGCAGGAGCGCAUCGUCUACGAGUACGAGCGCAAGAAGGUCCUCGACGCAGAGAAGGCAAAGAAGCAACGCGAGGAGCUACUCUUGCAGAUGGAGCUCGAGAAGAAGGCCCAAGCAAAGAAGGAGCAGGAAGAAUACGAGGAUUUCAUGCGCAGGCAAGCCGCAAAGAAGGCUGCUGAGAAAGCCAAGCAAGAUAAGGAGGAUGCAGAGCUUGAAGCGGCCAUGCGCAAACGCCUGGCACAAUUCGGCUUCCAGGAGAACCAAAUCCAAGCCAUGGUUCACCCCGAACAGCAGAAGAAGCUGGAGCAGCAGCAGGUCGGCCUGACACCACACAAUCCACUGCGCAUUGCACCUCAGCCCACAUACGCAAAGAUUAGGAGGGAGUAUCUCGACAUCGAGACCUUGCACUACUACGACAUUCCCUACGAGUACGAUGCUGAUCCCAGCUACAUCAUCGUACUCCGCGAGAUGAACCAGAGGGAGACCGACAUCCUCUUCGAGCACACAAGGCGAUUGCGUUCAAACCAUGGACACCACCUCUUUAUCGAAGCAGAUGGUCGCGACCGCCACGGCAAGAAGGAAUACGCCUUCGUACGCAAGAAGUCCAGGUCGAGGUCUCGCAGCGACAUCUCACGCCCGGCAAAGAACGUAACGCUCUGUGAAAUGCUUUUCAGAUAG